Messenger RNA from Corythoichthys intestinalis (scribbled pipefish), 17672 nucleotides. It is a transcript of the gene shank3a, whose product is annotated as SH3 and multiple ankyrin repeat domains 3a. Gene Ontology annotation, molecular function: ionotropic glutamate receptor binding; synaptic receptor adaptor activity. Gene Ontology annotation, cellular component: postsynaptic density; dendritic spine; postsynaptic membrane. The transcript has 25 exons. NCBI's taxonomy places the organism in Eukaryota, Metazoa, Chordata, Actinopteri, Syngnathiformes, Syngnathidae. The record is from RefSeq and is a predicted model, not a curated record. Bases 1426 to 6924 code for a protein of 1832 amino acids.
UCCUGUACAUUUUGGGACACUUCCUGUUCAUUAGGCUUUGAUUUUAAUUUUGAAGCAUUUCUGGGUCACAUCUUUUUGAGUUUGGGUCAAUAUCUGUUGGUUUUAGGGCACUCAUAGGUCACUUUUUUUCUCUUUUAGGGUCACUUUCUGAUGAUUUUGGAGUAAUCGCUCGUCACUUCCUGUACAUUUUGGCUCACUUCCUGUUCAUUGGGCUUUGCUUUUGAUUUUGAUGCAUUUCUAGGUCACUUCUUCUUUUUUGUGUGGGGGGGUCAAUUUCUGUUGGUUUUAGGGCUCUCACAGGUCACUUUUUGCUCAUUUUGGGUCACUUUUCGAUGAUUUAGGGGCAAUCACAUAUCCCUUCCUGUACAUUUUGGGUCACUUCCUGUUCAUUCGGCUUUGCUUUUGAUUUCAGGUUAAUUUCUGUUGGUUUCAGGGCACUCAUAGGUCACUUUUUGCCCAUUUUGGGUCACUGUUUGAUGAUUUAAGUGCAUUCACAUGGCACUUCCAGUACAUUUUGGGUCACUUGCUGUUAAUUUUGAUGCAUUUCUAGGUCUCUUACUUUUGAUUUUGGGUCAAGUUUCUGUUGGUUUUAGGGCUCUCAUAGGUCACUUUUUGCCCAUUUUGGGUCACUUUUUGAUGAUUUGGGGGCAUUCACAUGUCACUUCCUGUACAUUUUGGGUCACUUCCUGUUCAUUCGGCUUUGCUUUUGAUUUCAGGUUAAUUUCUGUUGAUUUCAUGGCACUCAUAGGUCACUUUUUUGCUGUUUGGUGUCACUUUCUGAUGAUUUUGGGGUAUUCACACGUCACUUCCUGUACAUUUUGGGACACUUCCUGUUCAUUAGGCUUUGAUUUUAAUUUUGAAGCAUUUCUGGGUCACAUCUUUUUGAUUUUGGGUAAAUAUCUGUUGGUUUUAGGGCACUCAUAGGUCACUUUUUUCUCUUUUGGGGUCACUUUCUGAUGAUUUUGGAGCAAUCUCUAGCCACUCCCUGUACAUUUUGGUGUUACUUCCAAUUAUUUCUGGUGCAAUUCAAGGAAGUUUGCAAAAACCUACAGAAAGUGACUGGUGGGAGUGCCAAUUUCACCCCAUUUUGUAUUUAGUUGUUACUUUAUUUUGAAACUCUUGGGUCAAGGUCACCUCAUGAGAUGGAUGUACCACUGUAUAUCAAGAGUCUCCUCCUCCAUGUUUUCAACCCUCUCCCUCACGUCCCUUUAACAACAUUCUCCCCACCCGUGCAGCGCAUGCGUCCACGCUGCUCGGGUGUGUGCGUGUGUGACCAUGUGAAUGUCCAUGUGCUACUUUGACAAGCCCAGUAAGAGAGCAGGGCAGCGAGAGGGGGGACAGGUCCACGGCGGGAGUAGGAGAACCAUGCAUUCAGGGAUCGGGAAGCGCAGAUGACCUACGGGUGCGCGUUGCCCGGCGUGCCAAAUGGGGUCCGCUCUGGGCCGAAGACGAGCGAGCGAGAAAAAGCAAAGGAGGAGCAAAGAAGCCGGGAAGGCCAAAGUCAAUAGUAAGGCCAACCUGAAGAAGUUCAUGGAGUAUGUGCAGCAGAGGAGCGUUGAAAAGCUCUCCCGCUUUCUGGAAAAAGGCUUGGACCCCAAUUUUCACGAUCCUGACACUGGAGAAUGCCCUUUGACACUAGCAGUCCAGCUGGAGGGAUGCGCGGAAGUCAUCAAGGUGCUGAAGAGCGGCGGCGCUCAUCUGGACUUCCGGACAAAAGAUGGUAUCACCUCCUUGCACAAGGCAGUGCGCAGCAAGAAUCACACAGCGCUCAUUACGCUGUUAGACUUGGGCGCAUCGCCCGACUACAAGGACAGCCGGGGGUUGACUCCCCUCUACCACAGCUCUAUGGUGGGGGGUGACCCUUACUGCUGCGAGUUGCUGCUGCACGACCACGCGCAGGUCGGGUGCGUGGACGAGAACGGCUGGCAGGAGAUACACCAGUCAUGCCGUUACGGUCACGUUCAGCACCUGGAACAUCUUCUGUUCUACGGAGCGGACAUGAGCGCCCAGAACGCUUCGGGGAACACGGCCCUUCAUGUGUGUGCUCUCUACAACCAGGACAGCUGUGCUCGGGUUCUUCUGUUUCGGGGAGCCAACAAGGAGAUUAAGAACUACAACAGCCAGACUGCCUUUCAGGUUGCUAUUAUAGCAGGGAACUUUGAUCUUGCUGAAAUCAUAAAGGUCCACAAAGCAUCAGAUGUUGUGCCUUUCCGGGAGACGCCCUCCUACACCAACCGUCGUCGGGCGACGGGCCCCACGCCGUCCCCCCGCUCGUUGCUGCGCUCGGCCAGCGACAACAACCUCAACGGCAACGACGCCGUCCACAUUCACCGGCAGACGCCCCGCGAGUCUCGCGGUCGCCAGCAGGGCCACUCGCCCGUGCCGUCACUGAGGAGUCUGCCCGCUUUCGGGCAGCUUCAGGGGGGAAGCUUCGGAGAGAGUCGACAAGGCGACUUUCCAGACAGCAGUCUCCAGAGCACGGGUAGUUCCAGGUCUUCUCAUUCCCGAUCGCCUUCCCUGCACCACUCGCACGAUGAUGACAGACCGGUACCGCGACGCUCCCACAGCCACGGCUACCCUCACGGACAUCGGGGAAGGCUCAGCCCCGGCUCGGUGCAGCGGGACCCGAGCCCGCCUCAGCACGCGCCGCCGGCGCUGAGCGGCGCCCGCGGGCCCAAGCGGAAACUCUACAGCGCCGUCCCGGGUCGCACCUUCAUUGUCGUCAAGCCCUACACGCCCCAGGGGGAGGGGGAGAUACAACUCAAUAGAGGAGAGAGGGUCAAAGACUUUGACUGUAAUGACUUAGAAGUGAAGGACGACCACUCGGACUCAGACGCUGACACUGUGUUUAAUGAGGAGGAGGAAGAGGAAGAUUCCCUUUCCUUUGAGGAUGAUGAAGUGCUGAGCAUCGGAGAAGGAGGCUUCUGGGAAGGCAGCGUCAAAGGGAGGACGGGCUGGUUUCCUGCCGACUGUGUAGAAGAAGUUCAGAUGAGGCAGCUAGACCCUCGCCUUGAGACUAGAGAGGACCGCACCAAAAGACUGUUCAGACACUACACUGUGGGAUCCUAUGACAACUUCACGUCGUAUAGCGAUUACAUCAUCGAGGAGAAGAACGCCGUCUUGCAGAAGAAAGAAAACGAGGGCUUUGGCUUCGUCCUGCGAGGCGCGAAAGCCGAGACGCCCAUCGAAGAGUUCACGCCGACCCCGGCGUUCCCCGCCCUGCAGUAUCUGGAGUCUGUAGACGUAGAGGGUGUGGCAUGGAGGGCGGGACUUAGGACGGGAGACUUUCUCAUUGAGGUGAACGGUGUGAAUGUGGUGAAGGUGGGCCACAAGCAGGUGGUGUCUUUGAUACGACAAGGAGGUAACCGGCUGCUGAUGAAGGUGGUGUCCGUCACGCGGAAACCAGAGUCGGAGGAAAUAGUACGCAAGAAAGCGCCGCCGCCCCCCAAAAGAGCCCCCAGCACUACGCUCACGCUUCGCUCCAAGUCCAUGACGGCAGAGCUGGAAGAACUGGCUUCUGCUCGGAGGAGAAGAGGAGAGAGGCUUGACGAAAUGCUGGCGUCGCAGGAGUCCAUGUUGCGUUCUCAACCCCCGGAAGCGGAUUACCGAGCAGCCACCGUUAAACAACGGCCCACUAGCAGGAGGAUAACACCGGCGGAGAUCAGCUCACUGUUUGAGCGACAAGGAAUGACUCUACAUGGAGCUUUUCACCCAGCUAUGGAGAGAGGUCAUAUUGCGGUACCUAAAGGAAUGUCCAGGACCAAGUCAUUUGGUGCCACUGAGGAGGAUCGACUUUCGGCCCUGGAAGGUGAGCACCGCUUCCCCCGCAGUUCCUCCAUGACUGACAGCCUCCGAGACCACCCGCAGCCUCAUCCCAUCCCGCCUCCUCCGCAAACAGCGCCUCCUCCGCCUCCCUAUUACCUGGACACCGGACCUCCCCCGGCUUUCUGCCCGCCGCCGCCUCCGUCCAGGACCCAGAGUCAGGGCCACGAACCCGGGGGACGCUCCAGCUUUAAGCCCUCCUCCCUGGACCUGCCCUACGAGGCGGCUCAUCGGCAGGCCGCCCAGAUUGAGAGACAGAAGAAAGCCCGCUCCAUGAUCAUCCUCCAGGACUCCUCGCAUUUACCCGUGGAACCUACGGAAAUACCCCGCCCGUCUGCUGCCACUCCACCCGAACGGAUAAAACGGAAAGGGCGGAUUAUUGACAACCCCUAUGCCAAUGUGGGACAAUUCAGCAUUGGACUGUACACACCUACCAAACCUCAGAGAAAGAAGAGCCCAUUGGUAAAGCAAUUACAGGUGGAGGACGCACAAGAAAAAGCCAACUUGGUUUUAGCAGCCGCCCACUCCCGGGAGAGCUCGCCUUCAGGACGACCCCCGCACGGCCACACGCGCACCAGUCGUGCAGACUACUACCAGCAGCAACUGCUGGCCGAGCGGGAGCGUUUGCGAGCCCAGAGCGAGGCCAUGUUUCAGGGUAAGGGCCCCUUUGCCGCUGCCAUCGCCGGAGCGGUGAAAGAUCGCGAGCGUCGCCUGGAGGAGCGGCGGAGAUCCACCGUCUUCCUUUCCGUCGGCACGAUGGAGGGGGCGUCUUCCGUCGCAAUGGAGGUCCCUUCUCUGACUCAGUCUCACUCCGUCGACGAGAGGAUACUCACCAGGGAGCUUGGCCAGCUGCCACCUCCUGCCUUGGCCUUGAGCCCCUCACCGAGCGGGACCACCUUUAUCCAUCCGCUGACGGGAAAGCCCCUGGACCCCAACUCCCCUCUGGCCCUUGCGCUGGCCGCAAGGGAGAGGGCGCUGACUUCCCAGAGCCAAUCCCCAAAUAGCAGCCCAGAGCCACGGACUAAACAGGAGCGGGUAGGCCCGGGCGUAAUAUUCCUUGACACUCAGACCAAAGAGUCUCCGCACGGAGAAGGGCCACCCAUAUCUCCACCUUUUACACCUCAAAGCGCCAAGGGGUCCGGCCUCGGAUCCUCCCCGGCACCCGUGUUAGUCCCUCAGCCCACCAAACCGCCUUGGUCACCGUCUAGUAUAACCUUCCAUCAGGAAAUGGAGGCCAGGAUCGAGGAGAGGAAGGAGGAGAAGAUGCUAGAAGAUAAGAAGAGCAUGUUAAUCAGUAUCAUGGACACAUCGCAGCAGAAAACGGCAGGGUUGAUCAUGGUCCACGCGACCAGUAACGGCCAGGCUGGCGGUGAGGGUGCGGAGCAGGAGCAGGCGACGUCCAAAGAGCCCAGCAAGUCUCUCAGUCCGCGGACUAAGUCCCCCAGUCCCACAGUCUCGGUGCCCCAGCCUCAGAGUCAGCGCGCUACCAGUCCGGCUCUAGAGAAGCCUCUGGUUCAAGGAAGCUCGGAAGAGGACGCGGAUCCGUACACGGUGACGCUCCCCCCCGCCAUGUUGUCCUCCAGCGACGAGGAAACACGCGAGGAGCUGCGUAAGAUCGGCUUCGUUCCACCGCCCGUUGAGUUCGCUAACGGGCUGCUGGCGCAGGUGCAAGCGAAGGGUAUUUUGCCGUCCCCGACCAAAACUCCCGCCCCUUCGCCCACCACCCCGCCCACACCGACACCCCAAACCCCCUCGACCCCGAUUACCCCGAGCGUGACCCCCACUCAGCCCCGGCCUCCGCAGCUCCCGCCUCUACCCAACGCUCCGCCUAGCGCAGCAGCCGUCUCAGGGAAACCCUCGGACCCCCCGCCGUUGGGCGAGUCCGGUUCUGCGGCCGAUUCGGGCGUGGAGGAAGCCGACACGCGCAGCUCCAGCGAGCGGGAGAGAGACCACCACCUCGAGACCACCAGCACUGUCUCCACGGUUUCCAGCAUGUCCACGCUGUCCUCAGAAAGCGGCGAACCGGCCGACACGCACACCACACACACUUCCUAUGCCGACGGGCAGACUUUUGUGCUCGACAAGCCGCCAGUGCCUCCCAAGCCCCGACUCAAGUCCCACUUAGGAGGCAGUAAAGGCCCCGUCACCUUCAGGGACCCUCUGCUCAAGCAGAGUUCUGACAGCGAGCUGCUAUCUCAGCAACAGGCCGCGGCACUCGCCGCGGCGGUGGCCGGAGGAGCCGGCCUGCCCCCCGGCGGCUCGGCCUCCGUGACCGGCCUGGCGCCCGCCAAGCCGCGCUACCUCUUUCAGCGGCGCUCCAAGCUAUGGGGGGACCCGGUGGAGCCCCGCGGGCCGGGAGUGGGGCUCGGCAUCGGAAGUUUGGGCAAUCUGGGCGGGCUGGGACUAGGGCUGGGUGCCGACGAGGGGGCCAAACCCUCUGUGAUGGGGGAGCUCAGUUCACGACUACAGCAGCUAAACAAAGACACACGGUCGUUGGGGGAGGAGCCGCUGGGAGCUUCUCUCGACCCUGGGAGGAAGUCUCCCGUAGCAGGUGCCAGACUUUUCAGCAGCCUAGGUGAACUCCACACCAUUUCCCAGAGAAGCUACGGCACCACGUACACCAUUCGCCCCGGCAGCCGCUACCCCGCCACGCGCCGCACCCCCAGCCCGGGCUCCCCCGACCGGGGCGAGCGCUUCUCGGGCUACUCGCCCAGCGCGCCGCUUCAGACCAUCCUUAAAUCGUCCAGCCUCAGCCUCCCGCAGGAACCCAAGGAGGUACGCUUCGUCAUGCGCAGCUCCAGCGCCCGCUCUCGUUCCCGUUCGCCGUCCCCCUCGCCCACGCGCUCGCCCGCUAUGGGCUCGCCGCUGCUGGCGCUCAGACCCUUCCACCAGAAGCCCCUGCACCUGUGGAACAAGUACGACGUGGGCGACUGGCUGGAGAGCAUCAACCUGGGCGAGCACCGCGCUGGCUUCCAGGAGCACGAGAUCGAGGGCUCGCACCUGCCGGCGUUGACCAAGGACGACUUCGCCGAGCUGGGCGUGACGCGGGUGGGCCACCGCAUGAACAUCGAGCGGGCGCUCAAGCAGUUGCUGGAGAGCUGACCCCCGCCCUGGGACCCCGAACGCCACGGCUCCUCUUUUACUCGGGUCGCGCGCUGAAGGGGAGGAGCCUUUGCGGGACCAUCGCGUUUCGGAGGAGACCACGCCUUCGAACGGCCGGCCGCCAAUCCGUCUUUACGUUUUCAAUUGGAAAUUGAAGCUCAAAAACUGUAAAAUUUUGUUUUUUAAGCUAGGGACAAAAAAGAAAAUAACAUCCAGUUCUGUUUAAGUUCUAGUCUUAGAUCAAUGAUAUGAAACGGAAAAAUGGGUAACAGGGCUGAUUUUUUAUUUUUGUGUUUAACUCAUUGGCUGCCAUUGACGUUGACAGAUGUCCAAUCCAUUUUGAAUGGGAAGGCUAGCAGUCUAUGGCAGCUAAUGGAAAAAGAAUUUUAUAUAUAUAUAUAUAUAUAUAUAAUAUAUACAUAUCCUACUUAGACAUAAUUUUUUUGCCAAUUGGCACUGAAAGAGUUAAAAAUGUAGCUCCAAACGGCAAAAAUUAGCAUUAGCUAAGAUGUUAGCUUGCUGGAUGCCACAAUCUGUCAAUCAAAAUCCAUAGUAGGUAUGAAUACUUCUUAAAAUUAUCUUCAAUUAAACAAAAUAUUAUUUAGUGUUGCUAAAAUAUAGGUACCGAUACCGCGCUAAAAUGACUUAAUAUCGGUAAGUAUUGUAUCAAAAUUACAUUGUUAUGAAAUCGGUGCUAUAGACCCCUACCAAGUACGUAUUAAGUAUUCAUUUUAGUGUUGUACCGAUACCGUUUUUGGGCUCCCGAUACCAAAUCUGGUACUUGGUGGUAUCGGUACUGAUAGUGUACCGAUACUUCUUUUUUUGGUGGGUGAAAUAUACAAAAUAUAUAUUUUUGUUUAAAUACUAAGUUUCUGCUCACUUGAAUUGACGGAGCUAGACAUACAAUCCAUUAGACGCAACAAGCGCUCCUUUUUUUGUGGCGGUGUGAGUAUCUGGCGGCCAUCUUGGGUAGGGCAACCAGCGGUUGGAAACUAGAUCUGGAAAAGUACAUAUUGCAUAUGCUUUGGCGUUUUCAAGAUCGGUUGAGAAAUAAGAUAGUUUUUACUUAAUAUUAAUCUCAAUCCAUUGACUUUGCCCCUACCAACAUGGCUGCCCAGGCCUCAUUUUGGUAAGGGUGACCAGCACUAUAGUUGGCGGCCAUCUUGGGUAAGGCGAUGAGAUGUUGGGAAGUAUAUUUGAAAGGUACAUAUUGCAAAUGCUUUGACGCAUUAAGUUCGGUUUAUACGUAAUAUUAAUGUCAAUGCAUUGACUUUGAUCUGUACGUGUCCCCUACCAACACGGCCCCUGGGCAGCCAUGUUGGUAGGGGCAAUGAAAGGUCUUUUCAUGUUUCUGAAGUGUUUCCAAAUGAGUUUAUCACUAGGAUAACAUUCAUUCAUGACUCAACGCCACGUGAUUAAACAUCUAUCAUUUUCGGAAGAGCGACGUACACUGUAGUUGGUGGCCAUCUUGGGUAGGGCGACCAGCGGUUGGAAACUAGAUCUGUAAAAGUACAUAUUGCAUAUGCUUUGCGGUUUUCAAGAUCGGUUGAGAAAUAAGAUAGUUUUUACUUAAUAUUAAUCUCAAUCCAUUGACUUUGCCCCUACCAACAUGGCCGCCCAGGCCUCAUUUUGGUAAGGGCGACCAGCACUGUAGUUGGCGGCCAUCUUGGGUAGGGCAACGAGAUGUUGGAAAGUAUAUUUGAAAGGUACAUAAGGAAAGGUACUUUGAUAGGGAUGUGUCCCCUACCAACAUGGCCGCCCAGGGGCCAUGUUGGUAGGGGCGAUGAAAGGUCUUUUCAUGUUUCUGAAGUGUUUUGAAAUGAGUUUAUCACUAGGAUAACAUUCAUUCAUGACUCAACGCCACGUGAUUAAACAUCUGUCAUUUUUGGAAGAGUGACGUACACUGUAGUUGGCGGCCAUCUUGGGUAGGGGGACGAACUGUUGGAAACUAGUACUCCAAAAACUACAAAUAUUGCACUGCAUCGGCACGUCAUUUCCUAGUACGUCCUAAUACACGAGAUUUUAUUUAAGUCCCGUAUCGGUACUGAUAUUAGUAUUGGUACUGAUAUUAGUAUCGGUCCCGGCAGUGACGGGUCUUUUCAUGCUUCUGCCGUGAAUUGAAAUGAGUUGAUCAUUAGCAGAACAUUCAUGACCGGACGCGACAUAAUGGGAAGGGCGACGAGCACUGUAGUUGGAGGCCAUCUUGGGUAGGGCGACGAGAUGUUGGAAACUAGUACUCGAAAAUUUGAAAUAUUGCACAGCAUCGGUACGUUAUUACUUAGGACUUCCUGAUGUUAUUUAAGUGCUGUAUCGGUACCGAUAUUAAUAUCGGUACUGUUGCAACACAAAUUUUCUGUUUUACUUUUAUAUAAUUUUACAUUAUUUAAUUCGUGCAUUUCUUAUUUUGUUACUUUUUAAUGGAUUUUGGUUAUAUACCCAACAAAUUGUGGCAGCUAACAAGCUACCAUUUUUGCUAACGCUACUUUUUACUGUUUAGAGCUACAAAACUUGAUAUCCUGUGUUCCUUUUUUCCAAUUUCCACUUGAAAACGCAAAGAAAAACGACCCCCGGCUCGCCGUUCUCCCUGACGACGACGCCCUCCUCUGCUCUCUACCUCUCACCCCGCCAUCCACCGGGCUAAGCCUUUUCGCGGUUUUCGAGUUAAAGAGGAAGCAGUUAUCGCUCCAAUCACGGGAAAAAAAAAAAAGCUCAGUUGCCUUUCGACAAUAUUUCUACAGAAAUCGACGGCGGCGGUAGCGGCGAACACGACGGACCGCCGCGGUGUGUCUGCUUCUAUAUCUGCUGUUGUUUUUAAAGCUUCACGGACAACGGAAGAAGCCUUGCGAUACCGAGACUGUGCUAUCCAUUCCUUUUGGAGAAUGUGUAACCAACACUCGUGGCUUUUUUCAUCUUUAUUUUGCUUUUCCAAAGGGAUUAUUGUAUUUAUACGGCGGAUGGAAAAGUUUACACACCCCGUUUUAAAUGGUAAGUCAAGUUAAAUCGAAAAAAAAUAGACAAGAGGUCAAUUUUUUUGCCAUCAAUGUGGCAUGUAAUUGGUACAUUUUGACUUGGCAGGGUGAAAGUUUUGAAAUAACCGAACUAUUUAAACAAGGGGUGUAAACUUUUUAUCCACUGUGUAUAUACAUAUUUAAGUAUUAUGAAUAUAUGUCUAUCUAAUUAUAGCUUUCAAAAGACAAUUGUGGAUUAAGGGAAAGGAAUUUUUUUAUGUUUUGGGAGGGUUUAUUGAAGAAAGCUAAUUUCUACACUCACACAUAACACUUUUGUUCCUAUUUUUCCUCAAACCGUAGCAUGGCGGCUCACAAUUGUUAUGAUUGUUUUCUUAUGGUCUUCCGUCAAACUAAAAGGGCAUCCCAUAAUGUGAGGCAGAGAACAACCCGUCCCUUCAGUAGCUGCCUUGCCAAAUGAGACGCUUAACCUUUAUAAGAGGUUAUUCCUAACCUCUCAGGGAUGGAAUUCUGUAUUUUCUAACAUUAGCAUUUAUAAAACACUUUCAGGGCCUUCUUUGUCUUCAGAGAAGGACAAAAAAAAUUAAAAAUGUCAGUUUUAUUUAAGUACAUCAACCCAUUUUUCUCUUCGUCAUCUUGUUAUGGUUGGCUAAUUUAUUUGUGAGGACUUCUGAGGGAAGGCAAAACUAUGUGUUUUUGUUUAAAGAGUGACGCAGAUCAACCAAUCAUGUUUGAUUUUAAGGCAGGACUGUUCUGGGCCUUCCUGAAGUCCUCCACGAUGAUACUUAUGGGCUUUCCUAGACCGGGGUCGGCAACCUUUAACACUCAAAGAGCCAUUUAGACCCAGUUUACCCACAGGGUAUACACACACAUAGUAUGUGUAGUAGGGCUGUCAAACGAUAAAAAUUUUUAAUCGAGUUAAUUACAGCUUAAAAAUUAAUUAAUCGUAAUUAAUCCCAAUUCAAACCAUCUAUAAAAUAUGCCAUAUUUUUUCGUAAAUUAUUGUUGGAAUGGAAAGACACAAGACUGAUAUAUACAUUCAACAUACAGUACAUAAGUGCUGUAUUUGUUUAUUUUAACAAUAAAUCAACAAGAUGGCAUUAACAUUAUUAACAUUCUGUUAAAGCGAUCCAUGGAUAGAAAGACUUGUAGUUCUUAAAAGAAAAAUGUUAGUACAAGUUAUAGAAAUUUUAUAUUAAAACCCCUCUUAAUGUUUUCGUUUUAAUAAAAUUUGUAAAAUUUUCAAUCAAAAAAUUAACGAGUAGCCCACCAUUGUUGAUGUCAAUAAUUACUUACACAAUGCUCAUGGGUGCUGAAGCCUAAAAAAUCAGUCGCACCCAAGCGCCAGCAGAGGGCGGCAAAACUCCAUAAAACACAAUUAACAAGCAGUUCACUGUACUGUCAUUUAAAUCUGUCUGAGCGGAGGGAGUGCGUGAAUUGCGUCAAAUAUUUUAACGUGAUUAAUUUAAAAAAAUUAACGCCCAUUAACGCGAUCAUUUUGACAGCCCUAAUAUAUAUAUAUUAUAUAUAUGACAUCAUUUAAUGAUUCUAAGCUAAAAGUGACAUUUCGAAUAAUAAAUACGAUUACUUGCCUUCUUUUUAUGGUUAGGUUGAAACAAAAGCGGUUGCGCGACGUCUGUAAACGGGGGCUUUCUGGGUAAAAUGGACAAAUUAAAAAUAGUUCGGGGGCUUAUUGCGCCAUGAAUAUGCUAUGCCAGCAUAUAUACAUAUUGUUCUAUCAAACACAACAGUUCUUUUGGAUUAAAAUACAGCAAUUUAUUUUAAAGAGGAGUGCAACAGCAGAAACUGCUUUUUCAGUCUUGUUUGUGUUUUCCGCCAUAUAUAUGUAUAUAUAAGGGCUGUCAAACGAUUAAAAUUUUUAAUCGAGGUAAUCACAGCUUAAAAAUUAAUCGUAAUUAAUCACAAUUCAAACCAUCUAUAAAAUAUGCCAUCUUUUUCUGUAAAUUAUUGUUGGAAUGGAAAGAUAGGACGGAUAUAUACAUUCAACACACUGUACAUAAGUACUGCAUUUGUUAAUUAUAACAAUAAAUCAACAAGAUGGCAUUAACAUUAUUAACAUUCUGUUAAAGCGAUCCAUGGAUAGAAAGACUUGUACUUCUUAAAAGAUAAAUGUUAGUACAAGUUAUAGAAAUUUUAUAUUAAAACCUCUCAAUGUUUUCAUUUUAAUAAAAUUUGUAAAAUUUUCAACUAUUAAAAAAAAAAAAAAAAAAAACUAGUAGCCCGCCAUUGUUGAUGUCCAUAAUUACACAAUGCUCAUGGGUGCUGAAGCCCAUAAAAUCAGUCGCACCCAAGCGCCAGCAGAGGGCGACAAAACUCCAAAAAACACAAGUAACAAGUGGACAUUGCACUCUGUGCUGUCAUUUUAAUCUGUUUGAGCGGAGCAUCUGCGUUAAUUGCGUCAAAUAUUUUAACGUGAUUUAAAAAAUUAGUUACCGCCCAUUAACGCGAUCAGUUUGACAGCCCUAACAUACAGUAUUUGAUACACUACCAUUGGGUAGUGUAUCAAAUACUUGUUCUCCCCACUGUACAUAUAUAUAUAUAUAUAUAUAUAUAUUUAUGUAUAUACACAUAUAUACAUAUACAUAUAUAUAUAUACACACAAUUAUAUACAUAUACAUAUAUACAUAUUAGGGCUGUCAAACGAUUAAAAUUUUUAAUCGAGUUAAUUACAGCUUAAAAAUUAAUCGUAAUUAAUCGCAAUUCAAACCAUCUAUAAAAUAUGCCAUAUUUUUCUGUAAAUUAUAUAUAUAUUCUGUAAAAUAAAUUGUUGGAAUGGAAAGAUAAGACACAAGAUGGAUAUAUACAUUUAACAUACGGUACAAAAGGACUGUAGUGGGUAUUUCACUCUACUGUCAUUUAAAUCUGUCUAUGCUGUCCUCACUCCGAAGCGUCUACUUUUUCCAAAGCUAGACAGCUAGUGAACGACGCCUUAAUAAUUAGACUUCUUCCUUUUUCAUCUGAUUUAUUAAUAAAAUGGCCUCAAACCAUUGUCCUCUUUAGACCGUCGUAAAACUGCAAAAUAAAAGUACACAAGCAUUGCAUUAGCAACAACGUUAGCUUAGCACGCUAUACAGGUUCACUAAACAUACACAAAAAGCGUCUCAUACAAAAAAUAUAACAUUUCACUUACUAACAUAAUAUGUACAUUCUUUACAACAGCCAUACUUAACUUACGGACAAAUCUUGUCCAAGGAUCAUAUAAGCCCAACAUUAUCAGCCCGAGACGUCGUGCAGCCAUAAUGAACUGGCAAGAAAACAAUAAACCAUGUCGCAAAGCGACCACAAGAGUUCGCUGUUGGACAGCAAAAAAAGCCUUGCUGUAAAACUUACCAAAAGGCAGAAUACUGUCUGAGCGGGACAUGUGCGUUAAUUGCGUCAAAUAUUUUAACGUGAUUAAUUUAAAAAAUUAAUUACCGCGCGUUAACGCGAUAAUUUUGACAGCCCUAAUACAUAUACAUAUAUAUAUACAUAUAUACACAUAUAUAUACAUAUAUGUAUAUAUACAUACAUAUAUGUAUGUAUAUACACAUAUAUACAUAUACACACACAUAUAUAUACAUACAUACAUAUACAUAUAUACACACACACAUAUAUAUAUAUACAAAUACAUAUAUACACAUAUAUAUACAUAUACACACACACAUAUAUAUACAUACAUAUACAUAUAUACACACACACAUAUAUAUAUACAAAUACAUAUAUAUACAUAUACACACAUAUAUACACAUACAUAUACACACACACACACACACACAUAUAUAUAUAUAUAUAUAUAUAUAUACAUAUACAGUGGGGAGAACAAGUAUUUGAUACACUGUCAAUAGGAAAACCCAUUGGCAGUGUAUCAAAUACUUGGGGCAUUUCAGAUCUUUAAUGAUUUUGAGUCACUUCCUGUUGAUUUCGGGGCAUUUUAUGAGUCACUUGCUGUUUAUCUUGCGUUACAGAACAGGAAGUGACCUGGGAAUCACCCAAAUGAAUAGGCAGUGACUCAAACUCAACAGGAAAUGACCUGUAAACGCCCUAAAAUGCAAAAAAAGCAAGUGAACUGUAAAUGCCCCGAAAAUCGGACCGAAUGACCAUGAAUGCUCUGGUUUUGAAUGAACCAACAUUCCCAGUCUAAAUGGAUUGCGCGUCGAGCACCGUCGGGUCAAUGGCAGCCUUUAUUUUUGUUUUUUUUAAAUUGACACCAUUUUAAAACGAUAUUUCGAUUCUUGAUAGGAGCAUAUCGAUAUCCUUUUGGGAUACAAAGUAUCACGAUAAAUCACUAUUUCGAUAUUUUAUCCCACCCCUACUCACUAUAUUAGCUGAACUGUGAUCAGAAUUUUCAACCUCCAAUUAGAGCUGGUUACCCGGUUCACGUAUUGGUUAGGACUUCACGAAUCUAAAGGAAGGCCAAGCUAUGUGUGUCUGUAUGGCACGUUGAGAAAAAUCAUUUUGGGCCUUCCUGAAGCCCUAGAUGAGCCACAAUGUACAAAUUUCCAUCCCUGAGAAUGAUAAAAAUCAAUAUUUUUUCCCAUUUUUCCUAUUCAAAUAAAAAAAAAACGCAAGGAGCUGCUAGGACGGGAACGUUUCAAAGCGUCGCAGUUCGUUUGACGUAUUGCUGCUAGCCACUUAGUAAGCAGAACACUGUGGUAAACUGUGAAUUGACGAGGGACGGGUUGUCCAGAGAAACUAUGAAUUUUUUUUUUUUUAAUGUGCGGCUACUCAAAAAUUAAGUCUUAAUCAUCCAAUCUGUUGUUUUUUCAUCUUUACAUUCUUAAUCCUCUCAUAAAAAGAUAAUUAUUUUUGCUCAUCUGAAAGGCGUCGCUAGGUCGUCAGAGUAGCUUGACCUCACUGUGACCUCACAUUCACUCAUUUUGAACUGCUUUUUUUUCUUUUUGACACUUUGUAGCGUGUGAAACAUAAUAUUUAAAAAAAUAUAUAUGUUCAUUCAAAACCGUACUUGUAAAAAUGAAACAAAAAAAUGUGCUAUUUUAAAUCACAAGCAAUGUAUAUAGGAUAGAUUUACUAUACAUUUUUGGAAGACAAAUAUAUACAGAUCUAUAUAUAUAUAUAUAUAAAUAUGAAUGUUUGGCAUACAGUAUAUGCAUAGUUAACCACCUGUGGAAAAGGUGAGCAGAUUUUAUUCUUUCUAUGAUCUUUUGAACUAUGAACUUAAGGGGAUGAUUUGCACAAAAAAAGGUGACAAGGUGCUAACAUAGAAGCCACCCCAUCGUCCAAGCGCACGUGUGCAUCUGGAUGCGACCCCCGACUUGACGUGCGCGUGAGGGAACGUCCACUUGUAGCCUUACUGUCUUACCAUCGGAGAUUUCUGUGACUUUGUUACGAAGAGACCACUGACGCAAAAUGGUGGGGAAAAGUCAUGGGACAGGCUUUUCGUAAAAGCUGCUGUGGGUUCGUGAGCCUUCAAAGGGCAAUUUAGGGACGCAAAAAUGUGCCCAAAUUGACAGGGGUUGACCCAAAAUCAACAGAAAGAUACUCUAAAAUGCCCUAAAAGUCAGUGAGAGGUGACCGUAAACGCCCCAAAUUCAAUAGGAAGUGAGCAUAAAUGCCCUAAAAUCAACGGGACGUCGCCCGGAAUUUCCCCAAAUCAACAGGAGCUGACCUAAAAUCAAUAGAAGUGACCUGCUAAUGCCCCAAAAUCAACAGAAGUGACCCGAAAUCAACAAAAAGUGACCUGAAAUUAACAGGGAGAGUCUCCCGAAGCCCCGAAAGCAACAGGAAGUGACCUCGAUAAUGCCCCCAUAUUAGCAGGGAAUAGGGAUGGACCCAAAAUCAACAGGGAGAGACCCGAAAAUGCCCAAAAUUUAAUAGGGAGUGACCACAAAUGCCGUAAAAUUACAGAAAGUCACCUGUAAAUACCGAAAAUCAACAAAAGUGACUUAAAUUGACCCAAAAUAAACAGAAAGUGACCUGAAAAUGCCCCCACAUUAACAGGGAUUGACCUAAAAUCAAGAAGAAGAGACUUGUGAAUCCCCCAAAUUUAAUAGGAAGUGACUGCAAAUGCCCUAAAAUAAACAGGAAGUCACCCGCAAAUGCACAAAAUCUAAAAGGUGUCCCAAAACCAAGAAGUGACCUGUAAAUGCCCCAAAAUCAACAAAAGUGACCCCGAAAUGAACAGAGAGUGACCUAAAAUUAGCAGGGAGUGACUCCUGAAAUGCUAAAACUAACUAGAAGUGACUCUUAAAUGCCCAAAAUCUACAGGAGGUGGUCCAAAUCAAAGUCACCCGUAAAUGCCCCAAAUUUAUUUGUUGUACCAUAAUUAUUUAUUUUCCCUUCAGGCAUGACAAAUCCAAACAUACAGCAUUUAUAUGUGUUAACAAUUAAUUCAACCCGAAAAAAAAAGGCUGACGGGAGAAGCCGAAGCUUAUUGAAACCCGUCCCCAGUAUACCAUAUAGGACGCAAAAUGUGUCCUUCGCCAUCGAGUGUCUGUGAGAUUAUGAUUAAAUUAUUAUAAAUUAUGAUUAAAUUAUUAUAAAUUCAAUAGGAAGUGAGCAUAAAUGCCCUAAAAUCAACAGGACGUCGCCCGGAAUUUCCCAAAAUCAACAGGAGCUGACCUAAAAUCAAUAGAAGUGACCUGCAAAUGCCCCAAAAUCAACAGAAGUGACCCGAAAUCAAAAAGUGACCUGAAAUUAACAGGAAGAGCCUCCCGAAAGCAACAGGAAGUGACCUCGAUAAUACCCCCAUAUUAGCAGGGAAUAGGGAUGGACCCAAAAUCAACAGGGAGAGACCCGAAAAUGCCCAAAAUUUAAUAGGAUGUGAUCAUAAAUGCCGUAAAAUUACAGGAAGUCACCUGGAAAUAUCCAAAAUCAACAGAAUUGACUUAAAUUGACCCAAAAUAAACAGAAAGUGACCUGAAAACGCCCCCACGUUAACAGGGAUUGACCCAAAAUCAACAGGAAGGGACUCGUAAUUCCCCCAAAUUUAAUAUGAAGUGACCAUGUAUGCCCUCAAAUAAACAGGAAGUCACCCGCAAAUGCACAAAAUCUACAAGGAGGUGUCCCAAAAUCAAGAAGUGACCUGUAAAUGCCCCAAAAUAUACAGAAGUGACCCGAAAUCAACAAAAAGUGACCUGAAAUUUACAGGGAGAGCCUCCCGAAGCUCCGAAAGAAACAGGAAGUGACCUCGAUAAUGCCCCCAUAUUAGCAGAGAAUAGGGAUGGACCCAAAAUCAACAGGGAGAGACCCGAAAAUGCCCAAAAUUUAAUAGGAAGUGACCACAAAUGCCGUAAAGUUACAGAAAGUCAUCUGUUAUCACCGAAAAUCAACAGAAGUGACUUAAAUUGACCCAAAAUAAACAGAAAGUGACCCGAAAAUGCCCCCACAUUAACAGGGAUUGACCCAAAAUCAACAGAAAGAGACUCGUAAAUCCCCCAAAUUUAAUAUGAAGUGACCAUGUAUACCCUAAAAUAAACCAGAAGUCACCCGCAAAUGCAAAAAAUCUACAAGGAGGUGACCUGUAAAUGCCCCCAAAUCAACAAAAGUGACCCCGGAAUGAACAGAAAGUGACAUGAAAUUAGCAGGGAGUGACUCCCGAAACGCUAAAACUAACUAGAAGUGAUUCUUAAAUGCCCAAAAUCUACAGGGGGUGGUCCAAGAUCAAAGCCACCCGUAAAUGCCCCAAGUUCAAUAGGAAGUGAGCAUAAAUGCCCUAAAAUCAACAGGACGUCGCCCGGAAUUUCCCAAAAUCAACAGGAGCUGACCUAAAAUCAAUAGAAGUGACCUGUAAAUGCCCCAAAAUCAACAGAAGUGACCCGAAAU